GUGGCCCUAACACAGUAUCGAUUGUGACGUAGACGUUGACUCUGAAAUGAUCACAUGCUACGGCGUCAUAGCUACACAGGUAGGCUAUAAAUCCCAGGAGCUUCUAACUUUAAAAUAAGGGAAGACAGCUCACGUCAAUAGCUUUAGAGGAACUAGAGUCGUGCAAUUGAAACCGGUCGUACACUUGACGGAACGCAUACUGUAAACAGCCUACUACACUACUUUGAAAAUGGCAAAGAAAGAACAAGCCGCUGUCGUCGAGUGCGCGCUCCAGCUGCGCAGGUUCGGAGAUGUGUUUAACUGGAAAUAUAAGAUACUGGAGCUCAUCGUAACACUGAAGAACUUACACAACGACGAUAAACGCUGAGAAAGACAAAGGAACUGAAGAACGUCAUAUAGAGCAUCGGAAGAGGAUUCAUUUCCGACGAGUUGCGCUUUUCUGACCCCAGCAGCAACAACAAAAAAAGGCGAAAAUGUGAAUUCAAGGAUGAGAUGGAUGGGGGUCACAGUUUGGACCGUUUUUGGGCAUUUCGGUGUUUUUAGAGGUUUUCCGGACUAUGCCGGUCAAAAUGUUAUUCAUUCGACAGUCUUCAUCGUCGAUGGCAGACUGGACUUCCUCUUAUGAAUUGUCGUCAUUGGAUCUUCGGGACUGUAGACUGCACGCGGGGAGCUUUGAGCUUAAACUCCAGCUAAAGCUUGGAAGCCAAAUUAUAAGAUUACUCAUUUCAUCUAGUUUGCCUACUAUUAACAAAUACUAUUGAGUAGAAAUGUGUAAUUAAUAUACAUAAAUAUGUAAUUUUAAGCGCUACGUUUUUAUCAACGUACUGUAUCAGCUUCCUGAAUAUGUAUCGAAUGCAAAUAGCAACAUCUUACUGUUAAAUGCUGUUACGUUGUACGCUUAAUAAAAAUGUAAUGAAAGCAAAGAAAUUGCGUGUAAAUAUGUGUCUGGUCCUUAUUAC
Triplophysa dalaica is the source of this 959-nucleotide messenger RNA. RefSeq names its product phorbol-12-myristate-13-acetate-induced protein 1 (gene pmaip1). Gene Ontology annotation, biological process: apoptotic process; DNA damage response; release of cytochrome c from mitochondria. Lineage: Eukaryota; Metazoa; Chordata; Actinopteri; Cypriniformes; Nemacheilidae. The coding region runs from base 230 to 367 and encodes 45 amino acids. The transcript is spliced from 2 exons. The record is from RefSeq and is a predicted model, not a curated record.